This is a messenger RNA of Prorocentrum cordatum, 1884 nucleotides long. Lineage: Eukaryota; Dinophyceae; Prorocentrales; Prorocentraceae. The record is from the annotation of a GenBank genome assembly.
AUGUUCGGCCGGGCCUUCACGAUCUUGGGGACCAAGGGCGAAGAGCUCGACAAGGAGCGUCAACGAUGGAAGGCUCGCGCGGUCUUCCAGGGGUCCAGCGUCCGCACCAAGACCGGGACCUCGGCCGCGGAAUUAUCCGAGGAGGCGGCCAACGCUCCUGCCUCCUUUGCGGCGGCUCGCGCGGCGAUUGCUGCUGGAGUCUUCAAAGGCUUCGACAACAAGCUGCGCGAUGCCGAGUCGGCGCGGCGGCCGGGCUCCUGGCACUUCGACGGCAGCGCCCGCAAGAAGCCGAGGUACACCAGGCCGCAUUACAAGCUCAUCAAGGCCCUCUACGGCCACCCUGAGGCCGGCGCGCUAUGGGAGGCGAAGCUCGACUCCAUUGUGCGCCAGCUUGGAUGGGCACCAGUCGGAAAGGAGUUUCCUGGCAUGUACAUCCACAGCGGCGUUCCUGAGGCAUCUGGCUCUACUUCUUCUGCGCGCUCUGUGACUGGAGCCGCCCUCACUGUCUACGUGGACGACCUCCUGAUGCAGUGGGCGGACCCUGGUGCUAUGCCGGGAGCCUUUGCGACGACCGCCGCAUGCUAUGUCGCUAGCGUGUUGUUCCUCAGCCGGGCGGCGCGACCUGACAUCUCGGUCGCGGUGCAGCGGUUGUGCCCGCAUGUGGCCAAGUGGUCUACCACCCGCGACGUGGCGCUCGCGAGGCUGUACAGCUACUUGCACAGCACCGGCAACGUCGCCCCCGUCGCGCUCUCGAGCCCAGACGACUUCGAGGAGCUCCAGCUCAGGGCCUGGUCCGACGCAGAUUGGGCCGGCGACGCGGAGACGACGCGCCCCACCAGCGGUCUUUUCCUCGAGCUCUUCGCGCCGACUUCCGAGCAUUACUGGCCCCUGAGCUGGGCCAACCAGAAACAGACGGCGACGUCUUCGGCGACCGCGGAGGCCGAGGCGCCCACGAUGUCUAAGAACGCACGCAUGGACGCGCUCCCCAUGGCCGACAUGCUGGCCAAGAUGGGCGUGAAGACGAACAUCGUCGUGCUGGUGGCCUACGCGCAGGCCACUGCGGCCGUGGAGCGCGGACACUUCAAGAAGCCCCGGCACUUGGGGCGCGCUCAGAAGUGCUCGAUCUCCGUCGCCCACGAGGUCUGGAAGGACGGCGAGAUCGAGGUCGAGCACCAUCCGAUGGCGACCCACAAGGGCGACGGGUUCACUGAGGCGCUGUUGCCAGCCAAGUUCAUUGAAGCCCGCGGGCUCAUGAACAUCAGGGUCAGCGACCCCGCCAUCGGGGUUGGCCUCCGCUUGCUCCAGCUGCUGUUUGGGCGCAGCGGGUUGUCGUUCAGCAGCUUUAUACUGGGCUCGAAAUGCAGCCAUUUGCUGUGGCCCGAGAAGGCGCUGGAGCGCCCGUAUGAUCUAGUGGAGUCGGGGGUCGGGCUGCUCGUAGCCACCGUCCUGGCUCUAUUGCGACGCUGGCUACGCCAGUACGCGAUGAGACUGCCGCGGUGCACUGGCGCCGGCACGGGCGCGCUGGGCGCGACCGGACGAGCGGGCCGGCCCGAUCGGCCUCCGUGCGUCGCGGCCGCGACCGUCACGAAACUGAAGCUGAGGCGGUUCACGUACUCUUGGCCAGAUGCGUGCUCCGACAAGCAGAGCAUAGAUGCGCGCAGCAGCAACACAACCGGCUUGAAGGUGAUCCUGGCUGGAAUGAGCAAGACCGGUACAUCUAGCUUGGCGCAGGCAAUGCGGGACCUUGGUUUGCGAACUUACCACAUCGAGGAUGCGUUUGCACCAAUAGCAUGGACGGAUACGCUUGAAUCUAGUAUGUUAAGUUGGCCUAUGCCUGUUGUGUUUCGGUCUGUUUCAGUGCAAUCUGUUGGUGGCUCAGAGUAG